AUGGACGUGGCGGCGGAGCCCCUCCUGCCGCAGCCGGCGACCGCCCUGGACCACCUCGGCCGGCCGGUCUCCCGCCACACCACCGACCGGUGGACCGCAGCCGUCUUCAUCAUCGGGGUGGAGAUCUCGGAGCGGUUCGCGUUCGGGGGCAUCUCGGGGAACCUGAUCAACUACCUCACCGGCCCGCUCGGGCAGUCCACGGCUUCGGCCGCCGCGGCCAUCAACGCGUGGAGCGGCGCCGCGCUUAUGCUGCCGCUGCUCGGCGCCGCCGUCGCUGACUCGUGGCUCGGCCGCUACCGCACUAUCAUCAGCGCCUCCCUCCUCUACAUCCUGCAAAAACAAGACUUCAUGGAGUUUAUGCUGUUCCGGAAUACUAGGAUUGCUAAGAGUGGUUCCUCUGCAGUUAACCCUCGAUCCUUAAUGGAGUUUAUGCUGUUCCAUAACUUCAUUGAUCUUGACAGUUUAUUCACGACUUGCUCCAUUUUGCUGGAUUGUAUGCUCACCCUAUCAUCAAUUUUUGUGCCACAACAACCAGCACAAUUUGGAGACAACAUGGGUUCCUCCGCAUCCUGGAUGGGUAUCCAUUUAGCGUUCUUCUAUGUGUCACUUUACAUAGUGGUAUGUGCUCAAGGGGGCCACAAACCAUGUGUCCAAGCAUUUGGGGCUGACCAAUUUGAUGAGAAUGAUCCUGAAGAAUGUGCCUCAAGGAGCUCCUUCUUCAAUUGGUGGUACUUUGGGGCAUACGGAGCCAAUAUUAUUACAGUUUCAAUCUUGAAUUACAUCCAAGAUAACAUAAGCUGGCAGUUUGGGUUUGGUAUCCCAUGCAUUGCCAUGUCCGUUUCUCUUGCAAUUUUCUGGCUUGGUACAAAGAAGUACCGCUUCUAUCCUCCAGUGAGUAGCAAAGGGCUAUUUGAAAAUAUUGGUAAAUCACUUCUUGCAUGGAUUCGAUGCUGGUGUGCAUCAUGGUAUCCAAAAUCAUCUGACGAGUCUCACUUUGCAACUACAUCAUCAUCCAAGGGAGACAAGUACAACAGAGAAACUAAAUAUUUCCCUGAUGAUGCUGUUGCAGUGCUAAAAUUGCUCCCAAUAGGGGCAACCUGCCUGAUCUAUGCAGUUGUCUUUGCUCAAUGGAUGACACUAUUCACUAAGCAAGCAAGUACACUAGAUAGGUGGAUAGGUACCUUACAGGUACCAGCUGCUACCCUUCAAAGCUUGAUCAGUGUGUCAAUUGUUGUAUUUGUUCCUAUAUAUGACCGCAUCCUCAUUCCACUGGCCAAGAAAUACUCAAAGAAUACUUGUGGUAUCACAACAUUGCAACGAAUUGGUAUUGGAUUGGUUUUAUCUGUGAUCCUGAUGGUUGUCGCAGCCCUUGUGGAGAUGAGAAGGUUCAGGGUAGCAAGAGAUUAUGGCCUGGUUGACAAACCCGGUGUCACAAUCCCUAUGAGCUUCUGGUGGGUGGUCCCUCAAUUCAUUCUGUCUGGCUUGGCAGAUGUGUUCACAAUGGUCGGCUUGCAAGAAUUUUUCUAUGACCAAGUACCAGAUGGUUUGCGCAGCUUGGGGCUUGCUCUAUACUUGAGCAUAUUUGGACUUGGAGCUUCAUCAGUAGCUUCCUUGUGUAUACAAUUGACAAGGUAA
Messenger RNA from Miscanthus lutarioriparius, 1635 nucleotides. Lineage: Eukaryota; Viridiplantae; Streptophyta; Magnoliopsida; Poales; Poaceae. The record is from the annotation of a GenBank genome assembly.